Saprolegnia diclina VS20 is the source of this 646-nucleotide messenger RNA. RefSeq lists its product as hypothetical. NCBI's taxonomy places the organism in Eukaryota, Oomycota, Saprolegniomycetes, Saprolegniales, Saprolegniaceae. Gene Ontology annotation, biological process: nucleoside triphosphate catabolic process. The record is from RefSeq and is a predicted model, not a curated record. The transcript is spliced from 4 exons. Gene Ontology annotation, molecular function: nucleoside triphosphate diphosphatase activity. The coding region runs from base 29 to 469 and encodes 146 amino acids.
CUUGACCGACGUGUGGCAAGACAUCACGAUGAGCAGCGCCGAGGACAAGCCGCAGGCGACGACAGCCGCGCGCUUCGAGCCAACGCUGACGCUCGAGGGUCUUCGCGGGAGGAUUGCCGCGUUUGCCGACGAGCGCGACUGGAACAAGCACCACACGCCCCGCAACCUGCUCUUGGCCAUGACGGGCGAAGUCGGUGAGCUCUGCGAGUGCUUCCAGUGGCGCGGUGACGAUGGCCAACACCCGGAUACGUGGACGGCCGCGGACCGCGAACACUUGGGUGAAGAGCUCAGCGACGUCUUGAUCUACCUCAUUCGCCUCGCCGACCGGUGCAACGUCGACUUGCCAGCGGCUGCCCUCGACAAGAUCAAGAAGAACGCCAUCAAGUACCCUGCGGCGCAGGUCCAAGGCUCAGCGCUCAAGUACACGGCGUACGCGACCGACGCGCCUCGUAGCAACGCAGACAACUAAGACCUCGUAACGAUACAGAGAGGCAGCUAGGUUAGUGGUGGUAUGUACAGACUACGAUUGGGCAUCGACGCCGCCGCGCUGGACGUAGCGACGGAGCAGUGCGCAGCGCUUGGUCGUGUCGACGCUCUCGCUCUUGAGCGGCACUUGGUACGCCGUGUUGCCGCGAAUCGGCUCGAC